Onychostruthus taczanowskii (white-rumped snowfinch) is the source of this 2175-nucleotide messenger RNA. RefSeq names its product angiopoietin like 5 (gene ANGPTL5). Bases 132 to 1373 code for a protein of 413 amino acids. The record is from RefSeq and is a predicted model, not a curated record. The transcript is spliced from 9 exons. NCBI's taxonomy places the organism in Eukaryota, Metazoa, Chordata, Aves, Passeriformes, Passeridae.
AAGGAGUGAUGUGUUGGCUGCCCUUUGUGCUGUAGACAUUCCCAAAUAGUUAGAUCAGGCCUUCAUAGUGUACAAUUCUUUCCACAGAAAUUUGAAACCCAUCAAAACAUUUGCAUUUCUUCAAGUAAAAGAUGAACCACUACUUUAGGGUAACUUCAUUUAUUUGUCUUAAUAUUUUUUUGUUCGGUUUAGGAGAGACUGGCAUAAAUAAUGAUGAACCUUGUUCACUUAAGGACACAAGGAAUGUUGGAGCUGUGGAGGAACCACUCCAGGCAGAAGAGAAAAAUAAAUCUGCAGAUAUUUCAAAACAAAAAGAACAAUGCCUUGUACCAUGUGAUGCUCAAGCUAAAAUUUUACGAGGGGACAAACAUUACAUGUGCAGAAAUUUGCAGAACUCUCUUGCUGAAUAUGCCAGAAGUACAAAAAAAAUGGUAAGAGACAUGAUGGAUGAUCAACAGUCUUCACUGGAUUACCUUUCUAAUCAGGUAAAUGAACUUAUGAACAAACUUGUUCUUUUGAACACAGUAAUUUUGAGAAAACAUCUGGAUCCACUUCCUUAUAAAGCAGUUCAAUCUCAUGGUUUGGACUGCACUCAUAUUAAAGAUACUGUUGGUUCAGUUUCAAAAACUCCAAGUGGUCUGUACAUUAUCCAUCCAGAAGGAUCAAAUUAUCCUUUUGAGACUAUUACACACAGCGUUUUCUACUGGUUGAAGAAAUAUCCAAAUCAAACAGUUCAACAAGAACAUGUUUUGUGUGACAUGGAUUUUCGAGGAGGUGGAUGGACUGUGGUUCAGAAAAGAACUGAUGGACUCGUUCAGUUUCAGAGAACAUGGUCUGAAUAUUUAGAUGGAUUUGGUGACCUUACUGGAGAAUUUUGGCUUGGACUGAGGAAGAUUUUUGAUAUUGUAAAUCAAAAGGCCACUCAUUUCAAUCUUUACGUGGAUUUGGAAUCAGAAAAUGACAAGCAUGCCUAUGCAUCAUAUGAUGGAUUUUGGAUAGAGGAUGAAGCAUGUUAUUUUAAGAUCCAUUUGGGGCAUUAUUCAGGAAAUGCUGGUGAUGCAUUUAGAGGAUACAGAAGAGAAGAUAACCAGAAUUCCAUGCCUUUCAGCACUUUUGAUGUUGAUAAUGAUGGAUGCAGGCCUAUGUGCAGUAUUAAAGGACAGACAGUAAAGAGCUGCAGUAACUUCAGUGAGAACACCGGAUGGUGGUUCAACAAGUGUGGUCUUGCAAAUCUUAAUGGUGUUCAUCACUACAGAGGUAGAUUCCUUGAAACUGGCAUUCACUGGGAUACAUGGACAAUGAACAAAAAGCCAGUCAAAAUCAAAUCAGUUUCAAUGAAAAUUCGGAGAACCAAUUAUCCAUAUUUCCAUUAACAUAUGAAAAUGGAAAUAUAUCUCUUUGCAAUUAUGUGGAAUGUGACUGCAAUCACAAAUACCUUUCAUUUUCACUUGAACAGUUCAGUCUUAAAACUUUAUUAGCUAUUUCUAUAAUAUAGUUACUAAUUUUUAUUAUGAAGUGUCAGCAUUUAUAGUGUUCCAGCUUGAGAAAGAUACUAAGAAAAACUGGGUUUUCAAAAAAGGACUAAGCUGAGUGUUUGUCAGCUUUUAUUCAACUGCCUCUUAAAAAAAUCUCAGAACCAGCAGAAAAAUUAUAAAAAGAAGUGAAAUGCUGACUUUUGAAUGUGCUCUUUCUAUGCUCUCCACAUAUCUAAAUUGGCCAGAAGUUUCAGCAAAUUUUAUUUAAAAAAAAAUAUGUACCUGCCAUUUUCAUUGUAAUAUUUUGGAAAAAUACUUAAUCUUAAAUUUCCAGCACCAGCUUUUCUUUCUAUAUUCCUUAUCAGGCAAGAUAACAAUUGUUUCAAUGUAUAAAUAAGGUUUUGUAUACCAUAAGGGCCUGAUUUUUAUACAAGUAAGGUUGAUAAUGACAUUCAAGAACUAUGACCAAUUUUGUAUUUCAUUUUCAUAGCCAAUGUAUUUCAUAAUCCAGUUUUGACUCUACCAUUGUCUAUUUCACAAUUGACUACAAAUUAAAACUUUUUUUCAAAGAAAACUUAUAUCUUUUCAUAUAACCUGUGCAGUUUUAAUUUUUGGAUAUAUGGACCUGAUCUUUUGUUUUUCAUUUUUAGUGGCUUUCAUUUUGUGAACGAUCAUGUGGCAAUGAAUAAAACCAACUUAA